Messenger RNA from Xyrauchen texanus (razorback sucker), 1713 nucleotides. RefSeq names its product homeobox protein SIX2. Bases 302 to 1171 code for a protein of 289 amino acids. Gene Ontology annotation, molecular function: RNA polymerase II cis-regulatory region sequence-specific DNA binding; DNA-binding transcription factor activity, RNA polymerase II-specific. Gene Ontology annotation, biological process: regulation of transcription by RNA polymerase II. The transcript is spliced from 2 exons. NCBI's taxonomy places the organism in Eukaryota, Metazoa, Chordata, Actinopteri, Cypriniformes, Catostomidae. Gene Ontology annotation, cellular component: transcription regulator complex; nucleus. The record is from RefSeq and is a predicted model, not a curated record.
GAGGUCCUUCUUCGGGAGUGCGUUAUGCUGAAAGGACAUAGAAGAGGUGGUGAGCGACUCGCGCAGGAGGAACAACUUUCACUCGUGUGCUUUAGAUGGAUAUACAGUGUAUGAUGUGUGCUUGAACGGAUCUAAAGUUGUGUGCCUCUCUUCGCCCGGAGUGGGAUUUGACUGUUUAAUCACAAAACGUCGUUUCUAAAAUUGUAUCUCUCCAGGGUCUACAUUGAGUAUAGAAGAACUCUUGUCGUUAUCAUUAAAUUAGGCGUAAAAGCAAAAAGUGGACUUUUAAUCCUGAGAAACCAUGUCUAUGCUUCCAACGUUCGGCUUUACGCAAGAGCAAGUGGCGUGCGUCUGCGAGGUACUUCAGCAGGGUGGCAACAUUGAACGUCUCGGGCGCUUUUUGUGGUCUCUGCCGGCCUGCGAACAUCUCCACAAGAACGAGAGUGUGCUCAAAGCAAAAGCCGUGGUCGCUUUUCACAGGGGGAAUUUCAGAGAGCUAUAUAAGAUUCUCGAGAGCCACCAGUUCUCACCGCACAACCACCCGAAACUGCAGCAGCUGUGGCUCAAAGCGCAUUACAUCGAGGCAGAGAAGCUCCGGGGCCGCCCUCUUGGGGCUGUUGGGAAGUACCGCGUCCGAAGAAAGUUUCCGCUACCCCGGUCCAUUUGGGACGGCGAAGAGACAAGUUACUGCUUUAAAGAAAAGAGCAGGAGCGUGCUGCGGGAAUGGUACACCCAUAACCCAUACCCGUCCCCGCGGGAGAAGAGGGAACUAGCAGAAGCAACUGGGCUUACAACAACACAAGUCAGUAACUGGUUUAAAAACAGACGUCAACGCGACCGAGCAGCGGAGGCAAAAGAAAGGGAAAAUAACGAGAACUCGAACACGAACAGUCACAACCCUUUGACGUCUUCUAUGAAUGGAAAUAAGACUAUUUUAGGAAGUUCGGACGACGACAAAACGCCGUCUGGUACCCCAGAUCAUACCUCGUCAAGCCCGGGCUUGCUCCUCACGUCAAACUCCGGGCUGCACUCCCUUCACGGCCUCGCACCUCCACCUGGUCCCAGCGCCAUCCCGGUGCCCAGUGCAGAUUCCGUGCAUCACCAUCACCACACAUUGCACGACACUAUACUGAACUCUAUGUCAUCAAACUUGGUCGACCUUGGCUCUUAAACAAAUGGACCCUUUCAAGAGGACGCUUGUGCAUGGACGAUUUGCGUAAAGCAUCUCCACACACGUUAACACAAUGAAAACGCCAAUUGCGAUCAGGAAGGGACAGAGAGAGUUUUAGAAAAUGGAUGUUUGUCGGCUGGCCUACUUGCAAAGCAGAUAAGGAGGGCCUUCAGAGAGGUAUUUUUCUAGAAUGUAACGUCAUGUUCAAUUGAAUAUAAACAUGCCAAUAAACGUCUUAAAUGUUGAUAUCAAUAUUGUUUGAUAUUUAGAUGAUCCAUGACGUCUCAGUCGCAUAUUCCAGUUGUUUACAUUUUCUUUUAAAAAUGGCCAUAAAUUGUUUCAUUUUGAUGGGAUUUCGUUUUAUGAAAUGUUUUAGUACCAACAAGAUGUUUUAGAGCUGCUUUAAAGCACAUCUCUUCAAUUUCGUUUGUAUAUUACUUUUGGAAAGCGACUGUAUGUUUACUUUGGGAUCAAUAAUAAACUAUAAACUCCAACCCAUCAUUGUUUCAUAUACAUUUUACAAUAAAAAUAAGAUCCAUUUA